AUGGCUCUCUGCAUCUCUGGAGAGAUACGAUGGUGGAUUUUUCUCACAAAGGGCCUCUUCUUCGGACUAUUGCUGUUCUCUUCCUUGGGUAAGGACUUCACUGAAGCACGAGAACGCAAGCAGGUACUCGCUUGGCGUUAAUAAGGAUCAGGCAGACGCAGCAAUGGAGAAUAAGAAGGUGAAGUUUAUUGCCAGGCAAUAAGGACCCAGUUUGGAAUCUCUUCCAAAAGGAACUGGGACCCCGACUGACAGAAAUCCAGAGGUCUUUAUACCUGAGCAGAUCACAGCAAAUCAUAGAUCAUGAGACAACCAUGAGGCAGUCAUGAUAUUGUCAGCAAAAAUUAGCCAAUUAGCAAGCUUCUUGCCAUGCUUCCAGCUCCUGGUCAAGCACGGAGUUCUAGUUCUGCUUUCCGCUCCUUGCAGUGACGCUCUGUCUAACCUCUCCCCUAGUUAUGACAGGACAGGGAGUUUGGAGAUUUUGUGGUUUUGCUCUUCCUGUUCUGCAGAUUAAUUUAGCCUGUAUCUGAGGGGAUUUUGUACCAAAAUCUCUGAUUCACGUCUUCCCCUUGUCCAGGGUACACGGAUGUUUGUAGGGGAAAGGUCAGCUCCUAAUUUUGCUGUUUCAAGCAGUUUGCAGUUAGCUAAGGCACAGCUUCCCUUUGAUUCAAAAUGGAUUAUAAAAUACUGUAAGCCCUGAUUAUGUGUGAGCAUAUAUGAAUAUAUUGAUUACUGAUAACUGAUUAUAUGAAUUGCAUAAGGGUAGCCCUUCUUCCUUGCCUCAUCACUGCUUUCUUUCUUUCUCUCUCUCACUCAGAAACUACAAGUAACCACCUACAUGCAUGCAUGGAUGGAGGGGACACUCUGAGUUUGAUUUAUCAUGAAGAGGGAAAUUAUUGUAGGAUUACCGGAUGUCCCCAGUUCCCGGGGACAGUCCCCAGGUUUGCAAAUCUGUCCCUGGCAAAUGUGGAAGUGACAGCCUCAGCAGCCCGGAGCCAGCCUCGUAGUGCAGUUGGCUCUGGCUGGCUUCAGGAGGUGCCCGCUGCUGUGGCGCCCACCAUUUUUCCUUGCCGGAACUUCCAGCGAGGACAAAGUUCUGAUGUAACUUUCUCCAAUAAAAAAUGGCAGUCACCAUGGCAGCGAGCAGCUCCUGAAGCCAGCCAGAGCCAACUGCACUACCAGGCUGACUCGAGGCAGCUGCGGCUGUCGCUGCAACUGCCACCGCCGAAGGGGAAACAGGUGCAAAAGAAGGGCUUUGCACUUUGCCUGGCAGAGAAACCACACGCCUUGCACCCCUCCUGGGCAACUGCUGCCCACCCGCGACUCCCGAGCCUCCCCUGAUCUGUCAAAACAAAGGGGGGAAGGGGCAGGAGAUUGGGGAAGGCUUGGGAGUUACGGGCAGGCAGCACGCCGUUGCCCAGUUUUUUAAAAACUCUGUGCAUUUAUGUUCCACAGGGUGUGAAAGAAGGGUUUGCACAUUUGUACAAUAUGCAUGUGUGCUUGGGCCCAGGGUCUUUUGCCUCACCAUCCCCACUACUGACUCCCUGUUGCUACUCAGCUUAAAAAAAAAAAAAAAAGUGUCCCCAGAUUCAUUGGAAAAAAUCUGAUAACCAUAUUGGCAAUAUUGGUUCCUAGCACUCAGGGACUCCUCUCCCCAGUUGGAACCCUCCUAGAACACCCUAGCUGGCUUCAAAGGGAGCUCCCCAUAGUCCAUCUCAGCUGUUAAAACCAGCAGAAGGCGCACUCUUGGAAGCUUCACCUGCCUCAAACAUAUGGGGAAGUGUCAGUCCAGGAGAAAACCUUCUUUGUGGCAGGCUGCUAAACUGUAGAAGUCCCUCCCUACAGAGUUGCACCCGGCACCUUUAGUGUAGAGUUUCCAUUAUAUGCUGAAGAGUCACCUCUUCACCCUACCAUUGACACGUGCAAUAUAAUUUUUAUUUUAUUAUUUUAUAAUAAUUUUAAUAUAUUUUUAUUAAUAACAAUCCAAUAUGACCAAAUAAUUACAAUACCAAAUCAUAAUUCAAUUAAAAAAGCCAAUUGUCAGAUUCCAAAUUAAACAUUUUGGUUGACUUGCCCUGUUCUGAUUUUAGGCGAUUUUUAGGACAUGUUGCUUCCUUGUUCCCACCUCCAAUCUGCUUAUUUAAUCCAAUAAUAUAGUUCCAAUGUUGAUCCUUUAUUUUAAGAGCCACUGAUGUGUUGACUUUCGUUUGGAUUUAACUGUUCCAUAUCCUUUAGUUUGGAAGAGGAUUUUAUAUCUGGUAACUCUGUGUGGAAUGUGUUUUUUUUUAAAACAUUCAACCUUCCUUUCUUGUUGCAAUCAAUAAUUUUCGGCAUUUCCCCCACCACCACCACCACUCCUAGGACUCAAUAUUACUGCAUAGUGACUUUUCACAAUCUUGCUUCUCUUAAAAACGAAAGCGGUCUGGCAUCUGGCCAUUACUCCGGGCUGAUUUCCAGCUUUUACUUUGAAUUCUUUCCAAUCCAAUGACAAGCUGAUAUCUCAACAACACCCUAAUAAAUCAAAGUUCAAGUUCUCCGUAGGAGGGUAUUGCCACAUAACAUCCCAAUAUUUCCCACAGUUCCAUUUUUUCAGUUAAUCCAUAAGCACUAUAAAGUUCUUAUUGAUUCCCUCUUGCAGUCCAUUAAUAAUUGCAAUCCAUUAAUAAUCACAAUCCAUUAGAAGCUAAUUUUCUUCUUCAGUGAAGUGAAGAAAACCAGAAGUCCUCUGCAAAAUAAUUUUUAGGGCCCUCCUUAUUACAUUUUAAGGCUGCAUUUUAAAUUGCAGUAACCUACUCUGGGACCUCAUGAUGGAGCUAAAAACAAUAAUGAUUAUAAUUUUGACCUUUGUUUGUAUCUCCUCCCCUACCACCCUCCCCUCACUAGAAACUUUAAGCCAUGCAGUGGGGAAUCCAACCCAUCAGCUGAAGGGGAUCCUGGGAGGAUCAAUCUUGUUUCCUGCCAAUGUAUCUCUAGGAAUAACAGUGGAGAAAAUGGAAUGGGACUUCCGCCCGCAAAGGCAUAACCUGGGCUAUUGGUGGGGGGAAUUCAGUCAUGGGAAACCGGAGCACCCAAGUUCCAGUGGCCGAUUUGGACAACGGCUAGACAUGGUGAACGAAACAACACUGAGGAUCAAAGACCUGGAGUUGGAUGACAGUGGGAUCUACAAUACUCGCAUCUGGUUUACUAAGACACUGUUUCAAGAACAGAGUUUCAGCCUCACCGUUUAUGGUAAGUUAUUGAUUUCACUGUUUGGCUCAUGUAAUAGGAUUAGCAUUAUUUUGCAACAUAGGUACUGAGAGGCAUGUGGGACACAAAAAAUCUGUUCCUUUCAUUUGUGUUCCACAGAGCCAGUGCCAACACCACAGAUAGACCACCAAGUGGAAUCCAAGACUCCAGGUGGAUGUAAUGUGACCUUGCGAUGCCACACACCUGGAAGGGAAGAUCUCAGUAUCUCCUGGGAAACAGGGUGUCCACACAGGGCCUUAGGAAAGAGUGUGAAUCAGUACCAGGUUUCUGACAAUGGCCAGGAGCUCCAUAUCUCCUUCUGGAACAGUUCUUUGGACUCCAAAUUCACCUGUCUGGUUACAAAUCCUGUUGAUCAAAAGAGAGCCUCCUUUGACUUGCUCAACAUCUGCCAGAGUGAUGAAGGUGAGCAAUAUAUCCUUUCCUUCAUUAUCCAGAGGAGGUGCUUGUUGUGGUGUAACGCCGGCUGGCCCUUAACAUCAGGGAUUUGAAGAGAUGUGUUUGUAUUAAUAAAUGCUGCUCUUCAAAUGCUUGUGAGCAGGAUCGGACCAUACACAGAGCCCCUUGAAGACUGAUCUGAUCCUAUGAAUUGCUGCUGCUGCCCCCAUCUCCUCCUAUUCCUAGCUUAAGACAUUGAUUCAGGGCAGGCAAGUGUGUCUGACUGCAUUGACAGCCCAAAUCAUUGCAAUACAAAUGGUAUAGAUUAGCAACGCUUUUUUUAUCUCUUGUUAUUUAUUCUACUGCUCUCAGCUGAGUGUGAACAUGAGACUCCAAAUCUUGGGGUCAUGAGUUUAAGCCCCACCUUGGGCAAAAGAUCCCAGGGGUUGGACUAGAUUACUCUAGUUGUCCCUUCCAACUCUACAAUUCCAUGGUUUUGUGAGACUCUGGCGGCUGUUAUUAAAAUGUUUUGAGAAACUCUUAUUGCUCAUUACAGGUGGACACCUUCAACUCUUGAGUUGGAGUCCAUGGCUUAUGUGAUGGCCUGGGAUUCCGAUUCGGAGGAUGAAACAGAGGAAUCCCGGCCUGCACAGGAGUCCCCGCCUCCAGGGCCGGCUGAACUGGGGCAAGGCCUUGAUGCUGAAGAGCCUGCACCUGUGGCAGUGCAUCAGGAGCUGGCCCCAGGUGAAGCCCUUCGGGCCCCAGAGGGGCUUGAUGACUCAGUGGCCACAGGUGAGCCUCCUCCAGGGCCCAGUAACCCUUCGGCCUCUCCUGAUCUGCAGAGGCUUAGGGCAGAGAGGCGAAGGGAACUGGUUGCCCCAGGAGGAGUGCUCGCCUUAAGGCCAGAGGAGGCGGGGCUCCUGGGGACCGGGACCGCCCCUGGCCUUAGAAGAGGAUAAAAGCCCAGUCAGCCCGGCCCCAGGUUGCGGGAGCAACGUCGUUGUUGGCUUCGGACCUUCCUGUGUUCCUGAUCCCUGCUCGGCUUCCUGUUCCUGACUAUCCGGUACUCCUGUUCCCUGCUCGGCCUCCUGUUCCCGACCAUCCGGUGUUCCUGUUCCCUGCACAGCCUCCUGUUCCAGCAUUCCUGUUCCCCGCCCGGCUCUCUGCCUCGGACCUUGCCCCUCUUCGUGUGGACUCUGCUACACCCAAGGUACCUUACCCCCGGGACCAGCACAGCUUAUCUCUUCAGUCAUAGUUCUUCUGGUGAUAAUGGUGAUGGUGAUGGUGAAUUGGAUGUGCUGGAAGAUCAGAUUAGAAAGGAAUAGAAGAGGUAGGACCAUCUCUACUGAUCUUCCCAUCUCUCCUGAGAUGGGGGCUUCCUGCCAAAUAUAUCUCUUCCUUUAUUUUGCCUAUUCCAAGUGAGAGAGACUGGUCAGUGCCAUGAACUAAAUAAUGUGUCUCAUGUUGCAUUCCACAGGUGUUCCCUCUGUGAUGCGAGAGAAAGGGGAGAAUAUCUGGAGCUCAGGAGCCACCCAGAAGAUGUUGACGAUGAGGUGAGAUGAACAGUGUGCAAAGUAAUGAUGGAGUGAUUGUUAUAUAAUAGCAGUGAAAGCAUCUGAUACAUUUUGGAGGCAUUUAAUACUUUCAAAAUUAUUAUUAAAGUGGCAAUCUCUUAUAUUUAAAGAAACAAAAACAACAACAAGCAGAUUUCAAACAGGCCAGUGACCCGAUAAUAAACGGCAAUCAAUGUGGCACAACCUGUCACUACAAACCAUCUCUGUUCGUCUCUUAACAUUGUCUAUCGGUGGCACUGGACUCCAUCACAUCGAGCCAAAAUAAACUCUAGCAUCUCUCCCUUAUGCUGGAAAGGCUCAUAUGUCCAUGUAUGGUGGAGCUCCAUGUUGUAAUACUCCUUUUGGGAAAAGGUGUUUCACAUUAUUUCCAAAAUUACGCAGCAAUCCACUCCACCCACAUCAGCUCUUGCCUUGUUAUCAUUAGACUCAAAUUUAAACAAUAACCUUAAAUACAGAGACUUUGUAUUUUUACUAUUAUCAGCAGCCCAAUUAGGAAUCGGCCAAUACUGGAAACAACUAUAGAAAUCACCACAGAAGGAGUACUUAAAGGCACUUCAAAGAUAGACACUUUUGGCAAGACUUGGCUUCCACUCUUUUCCUUCAUAAAAUGAGACACAGUAUACUUUUAUUCCACCCACAACCUAAGAAUCUCUGUGGAGAGGCUACUUGAAUUGUCAAUACAUAAAUAAAUGUAUUGCUUGUGUACUGUCUGGUACAUAUGAAACUUAAUAAGACUGUACCACUGGACAAGUUACUGUAGUUAUAUGUUGCUCUUGUAUUUACUGUACAUUAAAACCAAUAAUGAUUAAUUGAGUUUAAAAAACCAAAAACAGGCCAAUGACCCAAACCUCCUGAUCAAAAGACCUAACAAAUGGAUUAUGGCAGAAGGGGAGGCAGGCAGCUUGUGCAAAGGUCCUGUUCCCAUCAGGAGAACAUCCAUGCCCAGUUAAAGCGAACAGAAUUGAACCCUCUCCUCACCAGCUAGUGAACAGAGAAUCCAGCCCUCUGGCCGCAGGGCUCCACUUCCCACAUCCUUCCCCCAGUGAACCCAACAGGAUUGCUCUCUCCCCUCACCAGCUCUUCUGGAGUCUUCCCAAAAUACUCCUUUUAUCCUUGAUUAUUUAUCAUUGAUAAUAACUGAGUGCUGGAGAAUGGAAAUGACAUAUUUUUGUCAAUUCAAAACUGGCAAUUCCACCCAUUCUCUUAGGGACUUAGUUAUGGCAAGUUCUCCCAUGGAACUAAAAAGCUAGCCCCAAGGAGUGGAACUGAGGUGCAGGGAAGAUGCCCGCUUUUAGGCAAAUUGGUAUAUCUUCUUGGAGAACGCUGGACUUGGACAGGACUUUAAUUUUCGUCAGGGUUCAGGUGGGCCCAAAUGCCCAGAAAUUCUUUUAGAAGUUGCAUCCCCAGAGUUCCUCCUGUCAUGUUUUCUCUCAAUGCAGAUUGAACACUGAAUCCCACAGACCAACCCUGCAGGUUGACUCAGAGAUAGGAGGAAUUCUCAAGAAGUUCCACACUACCCAGAAAACGCUUUUCCUUCUCUCUCUUCUUGUACAGUCUCAGACACAGAGCCCUCAGAGAUUGAACACUGCAUCCCACAGACCAGCAUGGAAGAUCAGGCACAUCUCCAGGAGCCCCUGCUGA
Podarcis lilfordi (Lilford's wall lizard) is the source of this 6833-nucleotide messenger RNA. The record is from the annotation of a GenBank genome assembly. Lineage: Eukaryota; Metazoa; Chordata; Lepidosauria; Squamata; Lacertidae.